CUUCUUUUCUUCUGAUAAAUGUAUUCUAGCAAUGUAAAUAUGGUGUGAGAACAUCAUUUUUAAGGUCAUAGAGUAGUGCAUGUGUAAAGAAGAGAAGGGGGAUGUGUGAUUAAGUAACUUAACCUUUAAUUCAUUAUAACAUAACUCAGAGGUAGCAGUAACAGGGCAGGUGUUUGCAAUGAGGAUUCUACCAAGAGGAAAUAAAUGUCUCCAAAUAUAGUCUCUUUAAGUUUUAUGCUGUGGUGCUAGUGAUAUUUUACCUUUGGGUUUCUACUAAAUAUGACUCUUCUUUUACGGGGAUGUUUUGUUACAUUGAUUUGUGGCUGCUUUGCACAAGACAAUCUUGACUAUGAGGUUUCCUUGGCUAAUGGCCUUGGGUCACGUCUUGCCACUACAUUGUGGCUACAACCUGCCUUCUGUUUCUAUGAAAACUGGCUGAGACAAUCAUCUAACAAAUACCUAAUAAAAAGAGAGACUGCUUCUAUACAUGUUGAAGUAAUGGAAGAAGGUAAUAAUGCAACCUAUACUGCUGUUGAUACACACAGCAUUCCAUUAUGUGGCAUUCUGUUUCCGGAACCCCAGGACAUAUCAGAAUAUGGUUACCAGCUAGGACCUGAUAUGCUUUGUAAAAACAAUACAUGUACUGCUCAACUUCUGCCAAGGAAAAACUACAGGGUGCGUUAUAUACUUUACAAUGAAGAAGGCACAGCAGUGGCAGCAUCCAGCUGGAGCCAGCCCCUUCAAACCAGAGAUGUUCAGGAUUUCCGGACCAUUAAUGUUGGCCUUGAGGCUCGUUCUGGUGGAAUGGUUGUAAUUACUGUGCUACUUAGUAUAGCAAUGUUUUUCCUUCUGAUUGGUCUUGCAAUAGCCUUAAUUAUUAAACGACCUUGAAAGAAUUGCUUUGUUAAUCAAAGUUCCUCUUCCUGCUAUUAUACUGGUGAGGAACUGUUCAGUUUUUUAUCUUUUUAUAAAAACAAAUCAAUAAAAUCUGAGAUUAAAUCUGG
Protopterus annectens (West African lungfish) is the source of this 1004-nucleotide messenger RNA. Its product is annotated as uroplakin-3a-like. The transcript is spliced from 5 exons. The coding region runs from base 280 to 891 and encodes 203 amino acids. The record is from RefSeq and is a predicted model, not a curated record. NCBI's taxonomy places the organism in Eukaryota, Metazoa, Chordata, Ceratodontiformes, Protopteridae.